Messenger RNA from Arabidopsis lyrata subsp. lyrata, 1344 nucleotides. RefSeq lists its product as uncharacterized. The record is from RefSeq and is a predicted model, not a curated record. The transcript has 3 exons. Lineage: Eukaryota; Viridiplantae; Streptophyta; Magnoliopsida; Brassicales; Brassicaceae. Bases 1 to 810 code for a protein of 269 amino acids.
AUGAGAGAUUUUCAGAACACGGUCUCUUUUUGUGAGCUUGGGGAUUUGUCUUCUGCUGGCCCUAAGUUUACUUGGAUUAAUAAUCAGGAUUCAAACCCUAUUGGUAAGAAGCUUGAUAGGGCGCUUGUUACAUCGGAUUGGCUCCAAUCUUUUCCCCACUCUUACGCGGGUUUCGAAGCGGGUGUGUUUAUUGACCCUUUACAUAUCUCAAAAAGCAAAAGUGUUUACACUUUCCCAAACAAAAACAAGAGAAGCCCUAGAAUCUCUCUAGAAAUUCUUCCUCUCCGGCGCUUCUUUUCCUCUUGUUUGCUUUCUCUCCGCCAUUUCCUCUACGGCGCUCUCUUCCUCUUGUUUGCUUCCUCUCCGGCGCUUCUCUUUGGCAGAUCCGGCGGUGGUGUUCAAAUUAACAGUGGCGGUAGAUCAAACGGAGUUGGUGGGUCGUCUUCUCACUCCUCCAACCCGUCAUCUUACGAGACAGGUUCGGUUUCUCAGCCGGUGUUACCUAGUCAAUAUCCAUCAUCGUCUCAACAACGACCUCUCCGUCAGCCACUACCAGCGGCUCAAGCUUCACAACCAAUGUACCAGAAUCUCCAUCAUCAACCGCCGCCUCCUCCAAAUCCGGAGCAUCAACCGCCGCCUCAGGAGCCGAAUCAUGAGCAACAAGACUUUCAGCAGUUGUUGGAUGCUUUAAUGGUUCUUCCUGGAAGACAACAUCUACCAAUCUUGAGUCAACAUGAUAUCCCUGAUCGUGAGACUAUAUGUGUACUUUCACAGAUAAUAAGGGAAACCCCUUUCGACUUGGACAGCUGAAAGAGACGAUCAAAAAUGGGAAGAGAAAAGAGAGUUAUGGAAGCUCUUCUUCGUCUUCACUGUUAGAGAUGCAAGAAGAUCUUGUAGCUGCUCGUCGUAAGCUUGCUGAAGUGGACCAAGAAAAUGCUAGACGUGACGAGGAGGGACACAAAGAUCAAAGUCGUAUCACAAGCUUGGAGAUGAUGGUCUCCUACAUGAGGAACAAAGAUCCUGCCUUUGCAGAAUUAUUGGCUACUCAACAGCCAGAAGCAACCGCAGCAGCCACCUAGCUUCUCAACCACCAACAACCGCAGUCAUCAUACCACCCAACAGUCAUCAUACCACCCAGCACACAAACAGGCACCCUUCCAACAACCACAGAAGCAGCAAUCCAACCAGCUGGACUCGCACCUACUGAAACCACACCAGCCUCUCCUUUAUGUAACACUGAUUCAAACCAUAUGAACUAGUCUUUUAUUUGCUUAUGUUUUUGUACUCUAUAAUACUUUGCAGGUUUGGGAUUAUUAACGAGUAACCAAUCUGUGACCAAACUAA